This is a messenger RNA of Cuscuta europaea, 1321 nucleotides long. NCBI's taxonomy places the organism in Eukaryota, Viridiplantae, Streptophyta, Magnoliopsida, Solanales, Convolvulaceae. The record is from the annotation of a GenBank genome assembly.
AAUCUAUCUCAGCUCCACCUAAAUAUAUCGAUCUGAUCUCUCAAUUAAAUAACUUACUUUUGGAGUUAAUUAAUUAACGUAGAUCGAGCUAAUUAAGAACGUACAUAAAAAUCAAUCAAGUAGGUAAUCAACAUCAUCAUAUAUAUAUAUAUAUAUAUAUAUAUAUAUAUAUAUAUAUAGCUAGGAUCGAAGAAGGUAAGGGAGACAGGCAGGAUGUCGUGGCAAACAUAUGUGGACGAGCACUUGAUGUGCGACAUCGAAGGCAACAAGCUCACCUCUGCCGCAAUCCUCGGCCACGACGGCAGCGUUUGGGCGCAGACGGCCAACUUCCCCAAGUUGAGCGGCGAUGAAAUAAGGGCGAUCAUGAAGGAUUUUGAUGAGCCGGGUUCCCUGGCUCCGACGGGACUGUACCUGGGCGGGACCAAGUACAUGGUGAUUCAAGGUGAGGCCGGGGCGGUGGUGCGCGGCAAAAAAGGGCCCGGCGGCAUUACCGUCAAGAAGACCACCCAGUGCUUGCUGUUCGGCAUCUAUGAUGAGCCCAUGACUCCGGGCCAGUGCAACAUGGUUGUCGAGAGGCUCGGCGAUUAUUUGCUUGAGCAGGGCUACUAGCCAGCCAUCCCGCAUCCAUUUAAUUAAUCCAUAUAAUAAAAAUAAAUAAUACAUUCAUUAAUCAAUCCGCCCAGCCGGCCUGGCGCCCUUUCCAUCUAAUACGACUAAUUAAUAAUUAUAAGUAGCUUAUAUAUAUACAUAUAUUUCUUACGUCUUUAAUUACUAAACGUUAGUUUCUUAUAUAUACACAUACAUACAUACAUACAUAUGGAUCCUCAGCUCAUUGUUUAUAAGUUGGGAGGGAACACGUGACGUACGUUACGUACCCGGCCGGCCGGCCGGCCAAUUAUAUAUAUAAAUAAAUAAUAUAAUAUUCGAUCAGUUCAACAACCUUAAUUAUUAUUAUUAUUAUUAUUAUUAUUAUUAUUAUUAUUAUUAUUAUUAUUAGCAUGCAGUUGCAGCUGCUGCAUCCAUCAUUCAUCCUUGCUUAGCUCGCUGCCCACAUCGGAAUUCGGAGCGCGCGCGUCAACAGCCCGUGCAUGUUUUUCUCUCUCUUUUUGUAUGUUUUGUUUUUUUUUUUAUUUUGUGGAUCUAUUAGAUAUACAUGACUGCACACAUGCGGGCAUGCAGCAAUUCAUAAACUCCCAUCCACAUUUAUAUAUGUAUGUAUGUAUUUCAAUUCCCUCACACCAUUUUUUAAUAACGAUUACUCUACGAAUUAAUUAUAACAACGCACAUUAUAUUAUUUAUACGAUAGUAUAUAUUUGCCAAC